AUGUUCCAUUUCAACACAACGGAGAAUCUCUAUAAGAAGUAUGUGUUCCUUGACCCACUUGCUGGGGUCGUGACUGGUACUAACCCCGCAUUAGAAGGAGAGGAUGAAGACGAGCUUUUUGAUGCGCCCCUAUCCAUCACAAAGAGGGAGCAGCAGACAGCAGAGAACUACUUCUAUGUACCAGACCUGGGACAGGUCCCCGAAAUAGAUGUCCCUUACUCUCUGCCGGACUUGCUGGGGGUCGCUGAUGAUCUCAUGUACAGCGCUGACCUUGGGCCUGAAUCUGAAACGUCGGCCUAUAAUCCUGUUACGGAGCCCAGCACUUUGGAUAUUCAGACCACUACACCUGAUCAAUGGCCUCUCACUGGGAAAAUAGUCCUCGCAGUAGAUCUACUCGUGGCUGUAGCAGCCUUCAUACUCCUCUUCCAUGGUGCUUGGCAACAGAUAAAAAUCCAGACAGAAGAGAGAGAGCGGCAGGAGAAGCUAAAGAGCACAACAAUUAACUUGGACUCUCCUCACGAGAAACAUACCGUCAUCUAUGUGCCUGGACUGGUUGAUUUACCUAAAACCGCAAAUACUGAGAUAAUAGCAGAAGCGGUUAAGGCUGGGGAAAAGAUACCUCAAAGCGACGAAAAAGAAAAUAAUCCCAGUCCUGUGAAUAUUGAAGUGUCACAUGAGCAGAUUACUGAGCCGCAGGUCACUGAGCCAAAGGAGGGGCUUCAAGAAAAAGACGCGGUUGACACCAAAAAAGAAAAGAAAAAGAAACGUCGACUUUUCUCUUUUUCAAAGAAAAAAGUUAAAGAAGCCAAUGAAAAGCAAAAGAAUGCUGAAAAAAAUCCCAGUCCUGAUGUAAAAGCCAAUGAUGUUGAAAUAGAUAUAGAGAAAGGAAAAGUAGAAGAAGUUGAAGAAAAGAAGAAACUAUGGCGAUUUUUUGCUUUCUUAAAGAAAAAAGCAAAAGAAGAAAAUGAAACAGAAAAGUUAGACGUCUAAAGGACACGGCACAUGGCAAUUUGUAUUCCUCAUAUCUUUCCAAGUUUGUAAUAAUGUGAACAAUGAAAUAAAAAAUAUUAUUUAUAAAAAAAUCCACUGAGUUUGAUUGUUAGAUUUUUUUAUUUAGGCUGAUCUGUGUCUGGAAUGGGAAUUGAACCAGUUUCUCUCAAACCCAAUAUGACAACAAACAUUGCUCUUGGGUAGUGAUCUCCAAAGCACAAUCCCUUGGGCAUAUUUCCCUCUUAACCCCCUAUGAGUUGACUUUAUUGCGCACACACACACAUAUACAGAGACUGAAGCAGCCCUGAGUUUUAUGGUGAUUUUAUCAUUAAUGUAUUGGUUAUACUAUUAAAAAUUGGUCAGCUAUAAUGUAACU
This is a messenger RNA of Xenopus laevis (African clawed frog), 1366 nucleotides long. RefSeq lists its product as uncharacterized. The record is from RefSeq and is a predicted model, not a curated record. Lineage: Eukaryota; Metazoa; Chordata; Amphibia; Anura; Pipidae. The coding region runs from base 1 to 990 and encodes 329 amino acids. The transcript has 8 exons.